AGCAAACUACGAAGAAGAGAGCUCCACUUGGCACCGUCGACUUGGCACACACAGUCCGUUAUACCCAAUAGCAACCCAGCGAGAGCAGCAGCAAAUUCGUACAGCGAUUACUCAUAUCUGUUCGGGUUCCAACUAGUUUGUGAAACAGCCGCCAUCAUUGCUCCCAUAAGCACCAUGAACGGCCAGAGCUGUGAGCUGGGCCACAGCAAUGGGGACAUCAUCUCACAGAACCAACAGAAGGGCUGGUGGACCAUCGGUCUGAUCAAUGGACAGCACAAGUACAUGACUGCCGAGACAUUUGGCUUCAAGCUGAAUGCCAACGGGGCCAGCCUCAAGAAGAAGCAGCUCUGGACCCUGGAGCCAUCGAACACCGGUGAAAGUAUUAUCUAUUUACGAUCUCAUCUGAACAAAUAUCUAUCGGUCGAUCAGUUUGGCAAUGUGCUGUGCGAGAGCGAGGAGCGCGAUGCAGGCAGUCGCUUUCAGAUCAGCAUCAGCGAGGAUGGCAGCGGUCGUUGGGCAUUGAAGAAUGAGUCGCGUGGCUAUUUCUUGGGCGGCACACCCGACAAACUCGUCUGCACGGCCAAGACGCCCGGCGCCAGCGAGUUUUGGACGGUUCACUUGGCCGCCAGGCCCCAAGUGAAUUUGCGUUCGAUUGGACGCAAACGAUUCGCGCAUCUAUCGGAAUCGCAGGACGAGAUACAUGUGGAUGCCAACAUACCGUGGGGCGAGGAUACGCUCUUUACUCUCGAGUUUCGCGCCGAGGAGGGCGGCAGAUAUGCCCUGCACACGUGCAAUAAUAAAUAUCUUAAUGCUAAUGGCAAGCUGCAGGUGGUUUGCAAUGAGGAUUGUCUGUUCAGUGCUGAAUAUCAUGGCGGGCAUUUAGCUCUGCGCGAUCGCCAGGGACAGUAUCUAUCGCCAAUUGGCUCGAAGGCUGUAUUGAAAUCACGCUCCUCAACGGUCACCCGUGAUGAGCUGUUCUCGUUGGAGGAUUCCUUGCCCCAGGCCUCGUUCAUUGCUGGGCUCAAUUUGCGCUAUGUGAGCGUCAAGCAGGGCGUCGAUGUAACCGCCAACCAGGACGAGGUCGGCGACAAUGAAACCUUCCAGCUGGAAUAUGAUUGGUCGGCGCAUCGUUGGGCAUUGCGCACCACACAGGAUCGCUAUUGGUGCCUGUCGGCUGGCGGCGGCAUCCAGGCCACUGGCAAUCGUCGCUGUGCCGAUGCCCUCUUCGAACUCAUCUGGCAUGGCGAUGGCUCGCUUUCGUUCCGCGCCAACAAUGGCAAGUUCUUGGCCACCAAACGAUCGGGCCACUUGUUUGCCACUUCCGAAUCCAUUGAAGAGAUUACCAAAUUUUAUUUCUAUUUGAUUAAUCGGCCCAUUUUGGUGCUGAAGUGUGAGCAGGGUUUUGUUGGAUAUCGCACGCCUGGCAAUCUGAAGCUGGAGUGCAACAAGGCCACCUAUGAGACCAUUUUGGUUGAGCGUGCACAGAAGGGCAUGGUUCAUUUGAAGGCGCACAGCGGCAAAUACUGGCGCAUUGAUGGCGAGAGCAUUUCGGUGGAUGCUGAUGCGCCCACCGACGGUUUCUUUUUGGAGUUGCGCGAGCCAACACGAAUUUGCAUAAGAUCCGAAGAAGGCAAAUUUUUGGGUGCCACCAAAAAUGGUGCAUUUAAGUUGCUGGAUGAUGGUUCCGACUCUGCCACACAAUGGGAGUUUUAGAUUGCAGAUGCAGAUGCAGAUGCAGCACGUGUUUGGCAAUUGCAACAUUGAUAAUCUUACGGCAAAAACAACAACAACGCGUAUCAAUUUUUAGAAUUUUAAUAACGUGUCGACUUAGUCCAAAACAAACAGAA
This is a messenger RNA of Drosophila arizonae, 1847 nucleotides long. It is a transcript of the gene sn, whose product is annotated as fascin domain-containing protein singed. The record is from RefSeq and is a predicted model, not a curated record. Gene Ontology annotation, molecular function: actin filament binding; protein-macromolecule adaptor activity. Gene Ontology annotation, cellular component: cytoplasm; actin cytoskeleton. Gene Ontology annotation, biological process: cell migration; establishment or maintenance of cell polarity; actin filament bundle assembly. NCBI's taxonomy places the organism in Eukaryota, Metazoa, Arthropoda, Insecta, Diptera, Drosophilidae.